AUGAGGGAAGCAGGGCGACCAGAAAAUGUAACAAUAGCAUUCGUGAUGGCCUCGAUAACCUGCUCAGGCUCGACUGCCAUGCUACCACAGCACGCUGUGCUGCCUGCUCGCCGUGGAUUAAUGCUGGAAAGAAUACAAAACAAGUAG
This is a messenger RNA of Pyricularia pennisetigena, 147 nucleotides long. RefSeq lists its product as uncharacterized. Lineage: Eukaryota; Fungi; Ascomycota; Sordariomycetes; Magnaporthales; Pyriculariaceae. The coding region runs from base 1 to 147 and encodes 48 amino acids. The transcript has a single exon. The record is from RefSeq and is a predicted model, not a curated record.